Messenger RNA from Raphanus sativus (radish), 1406 nucleotides. RefSeq names its product DNA topoisomerase 3-alpha-like. The transcript has 9 exons. Gene Ontology annotation, biological process: DNA topological change. The coding region runs from base 84 to 1406 and encodes 440 amino acids. The record is from RefSeq and is a predicted model, not a curated record. Gene Ontology annotation, molecular function: DNA topoisomerase type I (single strand cut, ATP-independent) activity; DNA binding. Gene Ontology annotation, cellular component: nucleus. NCBI's taxonomy places the organism in Eukaryota, Viridiplantae, Streptophyta, Magnoliopsida, Brassicales, Brassicaceae.
AGUAGAAGAAUCCUCAAGGGCGGGAAAAUUCGCCUCCUUAAAAAAAUCGAAAUUAUUAACCGUUUAGGGCUUUUCCCCCGGCGAUGUCGCGGCGAGGCGGUGGACCCGUGACGGUACUGAACGUGGCGGAGAAACCUUCGGUGGCGAAGUCAGUGGCUGGGAUUCUAUCCCGUGGAAGUUACCGGACUCGGGAGGGUAGGUCUCGGUACAACAAAAUCUUCGAGUUCGAUUACGCAAUCAACGGCCAACCGUGCCGUAUGAUGAUGACCUCCGUCAUCGGUCACCUGAUGGAGCUCGAGUUCGCUGAUCGCUUCCGCAAAUGGCACUCCUGCGACCCCGCGGAUCUGUACGAAGCUCCGGUCAUGAAACACGUCCCCGAGGAUAAGAAGGAUAUUAAGAAGACGUUGGAGGAGGAAGCAAGGAGGAGCGAUUGGCUUGUGCUGUGGCUUGAUUGUGAUAGGGAAGGUGAGAACAUUGCAUUUGAAGUUGUGGAUGUUUGUAGAGCUGUGAAACAGAAUCUUUACAUACGGAGGGCUCAUUUCUCUGCGUUAAUUGACAGGGAAAUUCAUGAAGCAGUUCAGAAUCUCAGAGAGCCUAAUCAGUUGUUUGCUCAGGCUGUUGAUGCUAGACAAGAAAUAGACCUACGCAUUGGUGCUUCUUUCACUAGGUUUCAGACUAUGCUUCUGAAAGAUAGGUUCUCAAUUGACUCCACGGGUGAUGAAGAGAGGAGUCGUGUUAUAAGUUAUGGUCCUUGUCAGUUUCCUACACUUGGCUUUAUUGUUGAGAGAUACUGGGAGAUUCAGGCACAUGAACCAGAGGAGUUUUGGACAAUCAACUGUUCUCACGAAUCAUCAGAAGGCCUUGCCACCUUUAAUUGGAUGCGUGGUCAUCUCUUUGAUUAUGCUGCAGCUGCUAUAUUAUAUGAGAUGUGUGUCCUGGAACCUACUGCCACCGUAAUGAAUGUCCCUCAUCCAAGGGAAAAAUUUAAAUACCCUCCUUAUCCGUUGAACACCAUUGAACUUGAAAAACGCGCUUCAAGAUACUUCCGCCUGAGUUCUGAGCAUACCAUGAAGGUGGCAGAAGAAUUAUAUCAGGCUGGUUUCAUCAGCUAUCCUCGUACAGAGACAGAUUCUUUUUCAAGCAGGACUGAUUUACGUGCCAUGGUGGAGGAACAAACAAGACAUCCUGCAUGGGGUCCAUAUGCACAAAGAUUAUUAGAGCCUGAAGGGGGACUCUGGAGAAACCCGGGGAAUGGUGGUCAUGAUGACAAGGCUCACCCACCCAUUCACCCAACAAAGUUUUCUAGCGGAGAGUCUAACUGGAGUAGGGAUCACCUUGUAAGUAUGGAUGUCUAUUUGUUUAACAUAAGGAAAGGUAUGAUAUUGUUUAAAUUUCUUUGGAGUUAA